AUGGACGGAAGCCAACCUCGUAGCAGAUAUGUCCCUCCGCACCUCCGCGGGGCCGACGACCGCAGCAGCAACCAUGGCAGCGAGCGCGGCUCCGAGCGUGGCGACGACCGCCGUGGCGGCUACGGCGCCCGUGGCGGCCGCGACAACCACCGCGAACCCCCGGCCACGAACUCGCGCUGGUCGUCGUUCGAGUCGGCGCCCCGUGACAACUACCGUGGCGGCGGCGGUCGCGACGGCGGCUACUCGCGUGACGGUCCUCGCGAAGGUGGCUUCUCGCGUGGCGGCGGCGGUGGCUACGGCGGCCCGCGCAAGAACCGCAUUGGCUUUUAUGGCGACAUGAACCCGAACGCGCGCCUCGAACAAGAGCUCUUUGGCGACUGCCAGUCGUCGGGCAUCAACUUCGACAGCUACGAUGACAUCCCAGUCGAGACGAGCGGUGAAGGCGUCCCGCCGCCGGUCACCACAUUCAACGAAGCCGAGCUCGGCCCCGAAGUGUGCAAGAACCUCGAGCUCUGCCGCUACGACAAGCCGACGCCUGUCCAGAAGUACUCGAUCCCGAUCGGUCUGGCUGGCCGCGACAUGAUGGCCUGUGCUCAGACGGGUUCGGGUAAGACGGGUGGCUUCCUCUUCCCGACGCUCGCGUCCAUGCUCCGUAACGGCCCCGCCAACAUUGACGAGGAGACCGCGAGCGGUGGUCGCCGCCGCAAGAUCUUCCCGUCGGCGCUCAUCUUGGCGCCCACGCGCGAGCUCGCGUCGCAGAUCUACGACGAAGCCAAGAAGUUCUGCUACUGCACGGGUGUCGCCCCGUCGUCGUCUAUGCUCCGCAACCUCGAGCGCGGCUGCGACAUGAUGGUCGCCACGCCCGGUCGUCUUGUCGACUUGAUUGAGCGCGGCCGCGUGUCGCUUGCCGGCAUCCAGUUCCUCAUUUUGGACGAAGCCGAUCGCAUGCUCGACAUGGGUUUCGAGCCGCAGAUUCGCCGCAUCGUCGAGCAGGAAGACAUGUCGCGCGAGCGCCAGACGUUCAUGUUCUCGGCCACGUUCCCGCGCGAGAUCCAGCGCUUGGCCUCGGACUUUUUGCGCGACUACAUUUUCUUGACGGUCGGCCGCGUCGGCGCUGCCUCCAAGGACGUCAAGCAGACGGUCGUGUACGUUGACCCGCAGGACAAGGAGGACUACCUUAUCCGCUUCCUCAACCAAGUCCAGGACGGCCUCAUCCUCGUGUUCGUCGAGACGAAGCGCGCGGCCGACUUCCUCGAAGACAUGCUCUGCCACGAAGGCUUCCCGGCCACGUCGAUCCACGGCGACCGCUCGCAGCGUGAGCGCGAAGAGGCGCUCGCGUCGUUCCGCUCGGGCCGCACGCCGGUGCUUGUCGCGACGGACGUGGCCGCCCGUGGUCUCGAUAUCUCUGGCGUGACGCAGGUCAUCAACUACGACUUGCCGUCCAACAUUGACGACUACGUCCACCGCAUCGGUCGUACGGGCCGUGUCGGUAACGUCGGUAACGCGCUCUCGAUGGUCAACGACAAGAACCGCAACAUCAUCCGCGAGCUCCACGAACUCCUCCUCGAGAACGGCCAGGAGUGCCCCGACUGGCUCGGCCAGAUGCACCAGAGCAGCUUUGGCCGCGGCGGUGGUC
Saprolegnia parasitica CBS 223.65 is the source of this 1636-nucleotide messenger RNA. RefSeq lists its product as hypothetical. The record is from RefSeq and is a predicted model, not a curated record. Gene Ontology annotation, molecular function: ATP binding; RNA binding; RNA helicase activity. NCBI's taxonomy places the organism in Eukaryota, Oomycota, Saprolegniomycetes, Saprolegniales, Saprolegniaceae. Gene Ontology annotation, cellular component: nucleus. The transcript is spliced from 2 exons. The annotation marks the transcript as partial.